ACAAACGGCACUGUUAUUUAGACUUCUCUGCAGGCUGCACCUAUUCCAUUCCAGUUGCAGAUCAUGGGAAGCAUGAAAAAAGAAUCACACAAGCAAAGCAAGUUCAAGCAUUACAUUUCAACUCCGGUAAGAAUUCUAAAGAAGGCAAAGGAUUUAUACGUUAACGGGCUAUUGGCUUGUUCCGGAAGACUUGCUGGCUCUGCACCUGUUCAUAUUUCAGUUUCACACCUCCCUGCAGACACUGCUAAAGAAAAUAGUGGUGAAAGACAGUCUCUAAGGGAGAUUUUCAGAACCGCGCCGAUGAAUGAAAUGAGAUUUGUAACUAAUGGAGAAAGAGUAGUGCCGAUAAGAAAUACUAUAGGGAGUGAAAUGGCUAUGCAAAGAAGGCAAAGGCAACGGAUUGCGGCGGGGUAUAAGUAUAAUAGAAAUAAAAUGAGUUAUCAGACUGAGGUGAGAAAGAUGGGAAGAAUUGAUGAAGAUAAACCUUGUUGUUUUGAGGAAGAUGAAAGUGAUCAUUCUAUUUCCAAGGGAAAUUUAGUGUAUUUGUAUCCAAGAAGUAGAAGGAUCAACACUGUUGUUAAAGUGCCACCAGUUUAAGCUGCAAUUUUGUUGAUCUAUGGUUAAACUUUUUGUGUAGUUUCACCAUGUAGUUUUGGGAGUGUUAGUUUUUAGUUUUGGCUAAUAACGUUGUUUGUUGAUUAAGUAUAGGAAAAAGUUGUUUUGUUCUUAUGAGUUUUGGUGGUUGGAUGAGUUGUGUGUAUAAUGGUAUCAUUAAUCAUAAUGAUCUACUUUGACAAAAAAAGAAAUCAUAAUGAUCUACUUUUUGAAGUUAAGCCAUUAUUUGAAAUUUAGAAACUGGUUUCAACUAGUAUUGAAAACAAAAAUUAGACUAGGAGUGAUAGCAUAUGAAAUGACAACUAGGCACGAAAACGGGGCAACAAUUAUCUCCCCAAAUUUAAAUUU
Molecule: messenger RNA, 963 nt
Organism: Vicia villosa (hairy vetch)
Lineage: Eukaryota; Viridiplantae; Streptophyta; Magnoliopsida; Fabales; Fabaceae
Exons: 1
Coding region: 64-597 (177 amino acids)
Source: RefSeq, a predicted model, not a curated record